Messenger RNA from Protopolystoma xenopodis, 231 nucleotides. Lineage: Eukaryota; Metazoa; Platyhelminthes; Monogenea; Polystomatidea; Polystomatidae. The record is from the annotation of a GenBank genome assembly.
AUGCGUCGACCUUCGGUGGGGGAUCGUGGCAAGAAGCCGUCGGGAUACAGCUGGAAGGAGACCAGUGACGCCAUGAUGCGUGACGGCUGGUUGUCACGUGUGAUGAAACAGCCGGUGAACAAAUCCAAUUGCGGCCGGUUACACUCAUUCGAGGCUCAUAAACUUCACCUUUGUCGCCACCACCACCACCAUCCUCGUCACAUCCAACACCACCACCUCGCAAAUCUGUAG